Knipowitschia caucasica is the source of this 270-nucleotide messenger RNA. The record is from the annotation of a GenBank genome assembly. NCBI's taxonomy places the organism in Eukaryota, Metazoa, Chordata, Actinopteri, Gobiiformes, Gobiidae.
AUGGGCAUCGGCCCUUCUGGCAUUGCCCGGAGGGCAGAUAAUGUGCCAUUUGCUCAUCUGUCGUUAUCAACAGCACUGACUUGUCCACCUGCAAACGAAAAGAAACUCAAAUGUGUUCGCUCCAGGUCCAAGGUGAGUGUACUUAGGACAGGCGCUGAGAGUGAACCGCCAGCCUUCACAAUCUGCAGGAGCCCGCACGGUGUUCUCAGUGUCCGUGUGGGGGCAUGGGAGACACGGAGCACCAGUGUACCACAGGUCCUGUACAUAUAA